AUGACGACGCAUCAACCUCGUCCGCCAUAUUCCCAAGAGGAACUCAAGACUCUCUACCCCAGUGGUCUCGAGUUACAACUCGUCCAAGUUUUAUUGCGUCACGGAGAACGAAGCCCAGUAUCUGCUCGUUUUCAAAAUGCUGGACUCGCUCCAUUUUGGCCGUAUUGUGGUGUCGCAAAGCAGAUGCUGAGCGCAACUCAGGAUUCUGCGGAAUGGUCCCCCCUUACCUGGCGUCGACGAAUCGAAACAUUUGGAUCCGAUGAUGGUCCUACGAUUGCGACUGGGCCUCGGGGAGAAGCAGAUGCUAUUUGCAAUCUAGGAGAGUUAACGGACAAGGGACGAGAAACUACAUAUGCACUUGGGAGAAGAUUGAGGCAUCUUUAUGUGGAUCAAUUGGGGUUUAUGCCGGAAAAAAUACAAGAUGCGGACAUGAUCUAUCUUCGAGCGACACCUAUGCCCCGAGCUCUUGAGUCAUUGCAACAGACCUUUUGGGGACUAUACCCGGCUCAACAUCGAUCAGCAAACCUUCCUCCUGUUACUAUAAUCACAAGAGCACCAGCAGACGAGACCCUCUUUCCCAAUGACUCCAACUGCCGAAGGUUUGCUCAAUUGAGCCGUGCCUUUGCCCAGCGGACGUCUGAUCGUUGGAAUCACACGAGUGAAAUGGAAUAUCUGAACAAAUUGAUCAGCAAAUGGAUGCCGGAAACGAGCAAAAGAGUCGCUGUGGACUCUCAUCCAAGACUAUCGGGUAUCAUGGAUACAAUCAACUCUACUUUAGCACAUGGCCCUGAAACCAGACUACCCAAGGAGUUCUACGACGAAAAGGGUAGAGCUAUAAUCGAUAAAAUUGGCGUUGAGGAAUGGUUCAGUGGAUAUCAAGAAUCGGAAGAGUACCGAGCGUUAGGCAUUGGUGGUUUGAUGGGAGAUGUUGUCUCUCGAAUGGCAGGUAAUAUCGAAGGGGGAGGUAAUGAUGGCGCACUUGCUAUUGGUGGGAAAGACGGUUCUCUCGGAACAGGUAGAGGCGGCGAGAAGUCUAUUAAACUUGCGCUCUCUGGCUGUCAUGACACGACAUUGGCAGCCGUACUGGCGAGUCUAGGUGCUUUCGAAAACGAAAAGUGGCCGCCUUACACGUCACACAUUGCCAUCGAGAUGUUUAAAAAACAAACCUCGCAAGCUCAAACAACAGACAAAGUUCUUGCUACAACUACUCAGAAAGGCUGGUGGGCCAGCAUUUUUGGAGGGUCUGCCGCCGUUAAGGCCGACGCGGGAAUUGCUCGACGGAAGAUACACGAGCUCAAUGAGACCGAACGCGCAAGACUUGAAGACUACUAUGUUAGAGUCAGAUACAACGACAAAGUCAUGAAGCUUCCAGGAUGUAAGCCAACUGGCAAGCAUCUUGAAGGCGAUGAUUCUUUCUGUACAUUGACUGAAUUCAAGACCAUCGUUGACAAGUUCACUCCCGAGCACUGGAAGCUAGGAUGUGUCAGCAAUCUUGAUAAAUCUCCCUUCCCUGAGAAGGAUGAGCCUGCUGGUUACUAG
Glarea lozoyensis ATCC 20868 is the source of this 1539-nucleotide messenger RNA. RefSeq names its product Phosphoglycerate mutase-like protein. The record is from RefSeq and is a predicted model, not a curated record. Gene Ontology annotation, molecular function: phosphatase activity. Bases 1 to 1539 code for a protein of 512 amino acids. Lineage: Eukaryota; Fungi; Ascomycota; Leotiomycetes; Helotiales; Helotiaceae. The transcript has 5 exons. Gene Ontology annotation, biological process: dephosphorylation.